Messenger RNA from Solanum stenotomum, 1261 nucleotides. RefSeq names its product probable serine/threonine-protein kinase PBL15. Gene Ontology annotation, molecular function: protein kinase activity; ATP binding. The coding region runs from base 100 to 1203 and encodes 367 amino acids. The record is from RefSeq and is a predicted model, not a curated record. NCBI's taxonomy places the organism in Eukaryota, Viridiplantae, Streptophyta, Magnoliopsida, Solanales, Solanaceae. Gene Ontology annotation, biological process: protein phosphorylation. The transcript is spliced from 6 exons.
CGCGUGGGGUAGAAAAGAUAAGAAAAAGGAAAAUAUAUUGAAGGUAAUUCAGCAUUCUCUUUCUGAAGAUUUCACCGCUUUCUAACUGAAAAAGAAUUCAUGGCUCGCCGUCGCCGGAAUUUUGUUGGAUACUUUUACCUGCCCUGCGGACGUAAGGAAUACCCCGUUAAGGAGGAUGGUUUUCUUGACCUCAGGUCAAAGGAGGAAUGUCCCGUUAAGAAUGAUCCUCUUGGCCCCAAGUCAACUGAGGAAUUCCAUGUGGAGAAUGAACUUCUUGAAUUCACAUUAGAGGAACUCAGUCGAUUUACCAGUCAAUUUUCUUCAAAGAAUCUUAUUGGACUCACCUACUUUGGAAAGCUCUAUCGUGGGAAAAUGCCUAUUGCUUCUGAUCAAGAUAAAGUUACUAAGGAUGUCACUGUCAAGAUUCUGGUUGAUGAUGAAAGGAACUAUGGGAUUCGUAUACAUGACGACGAACUACCAAGAUUGGAGGAUGAACUGAAAUUUUUGCAAGCUCCAAAGAUUAGGGGCAAUCCCAACUUAGUGAAAGUUGUUGGAUAUUGUCGCAAGGAGAUUGUGGGCGUUGUUUAUGACAUAAACCCACUUGACACAUUGCAUAACUUGAUUUUCCAAGAUGACUUCAAUUGGCUGCGGAGGGUCAAGACUGCCAUUGAAUUAGCUCGCUUGCUUGCUUAUCUGCAUGAUAGGAAUCAAUCAUACCUGAUUCGCAACUUCGCUCCAUCUCACAUAGUGGUUGACCAGAAUUUUACCCCAGUUCUAUUUGAGUUCGGUAUGUUAGUUGGAGGGGUUCUGGGUACUACAGUUGAUGAAUCAGAUAUGAGGCUUGGUCCUUUUGGCUACAAUGAUCCAUUCUAUGCUUACUAUGGUCCUGCUGCAUACAAUGUCAAGUCUGAUGUUUAUGCAUUCGGUAUUUCGCUCUAUAAUCUUCUAAGCAAGAGGGCUCUUGACAAGGAAAAAUAUACAGGGUGUGAAAUUGAUAAGUGGGCCGCGAAUGAGUACAAGCACAGGCGUUCAUAUGUCGACGAAAGUCUUGAGGAUGAUACCUACUUUGAUCGUCGGGAUGGACGUAAACUUACAGAACUUGCAAGACAGUGUAUGGAUGAUGAACAAAAGAAAAGACCAGAAAUGAAAGAAGUUUUUGAGCGUCUGAAGGGCCUUAGGUGUUGUGCGGCAGCACUAUUGUGAGAUAUAGGAUGUGUGAAGAAGAAAGCAGUUAUUUCUAUAAAAAUUAAUGUACAUCUUG